AUGCUCGGGAGCUCGGCGGCUCUCGGCUCGGAGCUCGGCCUCUGCUUCGCUCACUGCACAGAGACAAACAUGGAGAAAAACCCCAACAACAGCAGCAAGGUUCCGCCCCGCGCCAGCUCCAGCGGACCCACAGCUGGUGAUUCCAAGCCCAAAGCAGAGAGUAAAAAUAAUGGAGGCUCAAAGCGGUACAACCGCAAGCGAGAGCCUUCUUUCCCCAAAGCUGACAGUUUUUCCGGUCCACGACGCACCAAUUCACAGAAAGGCAAAAGUUUUGACAAGAGACCCCUCCAGAGAGGUGGUGGGCGUCAGUAUGGAGUUGCAGGCGGAGGACGACGUGAGGAGGUAGCAGAGACGCGCCGGGCCGAGUUUAGCCCGGCUCAGUUUGCUGGACCUAAGAAAAUAAGUUUAAACCACCUGCUGAACUUUACGUUUGAGCCUCGUGGUGGGAAUGGUGGAGGUGAUGUCGGCCCAUCCUGCUGGGGGCGACGCAACAAAUGGGGCCACAAGCACAAGCCCUUUAACAAGGAGCUAUUCCUGCAGGCAAAUUGUCAGUUUGUGGUUGCUGAUGACCAGGACUACAAGGCGCACUUCACUGAUCCAGACACUCUGGUUAAUUGGGACUGUGUGCAACAAGUGCGUAUUUACAGUCAUGAGGUGCCAUCUUGUCCCAUCUGUCUCUACCCUCCGGUGGCGGCACACAUCACACGUUGUGGACACAUUUUCUGCUGGCCAUGUAUGCUUCACUACCUGUCUCUUAGUGACAAGAGCUGGUCAAAGUGCCCAAUCUGCUACGAGGCAGUACACACCGGUGAUCUGAAAAGUGUUGUUGCAAUGGAGACAAGGCAGUAUAUGGUUGGUGACAUCAUAACUAUGCGCCUGAUGCGGAGGGAGAAAGGAGCCUUGGUUGCACUGCCCAGCUCACAGUGGGUGAAAGUGGAGGAACCUAUUCAAUAUGGAGAUUUUUGUCUCAGCCCCUAUUCCAAGCUGUUGCUGAUUUCUCCAGAGCAGGUUUUGGAAAUGGUGGGGGAAGAAAAGGCUGCUCUGCACUCACAGCUCAGCCAAAAAGAUGAGCCUCAGGACUGCUUCAUCCAGAGCGCUCUAUGUCUUUUAAAGGAAAGAGAGGAAGGAUUGUUGAAGCAGCAAAAAUCUAAUGCAGACAAUAGUUUUGACUUGUCCUCCCUGACUCUUGAAGAACCACCGCCUCCAUUUGAAGUGAUUACAACUAGCUGCAGCACUAAGCCGGUGCUGCAGUACGCCUCAGCCUUUGAUGACGAGGUGUUGGAGAUGCUGGAGGAGGACUCUGAGCAGCCACAGCUUCCUGAAGGCAUCUUGGAGAGUGUUUUGGACGAAGUCCCAGAGGAAAUCCUGGAGGCUGCAGCAGAGGCAGAGCUUGAAGAGGCAGAGCUUGAACUGCCCGAGAACCUCCCAGAGGAUCACCCUGUGUGGCCACAGGACACAGGCCGCCUCCCAAAUCAUGUGGUGCAUGGACCCUACUACUAUUUCUAUCAAGCUGACGACUGCCAGCAAAUGUUCUUGCAUCCAGUGAAUGUGCGCUGUCUGCUGCGUGAAUACGGCAGUCUGGAAGCCAGCCCUGACACGAUCACUGCCAAAGUGGUAGAGAUCGUAGGUCACUCGGUCAAUGAGGAUAUUCGUCGUCGACAUCGCUAUCUUGGCCAUCUGCCUCUCACAUGCGAGUUCAGUAUCUGUGAAUUAGCUUUACAGCCACCGAUAAUCUCCAGAGAGACUUUAGACACUUUUGCAGAUGAUUUGGAGAAAAGAAAACGUCUGAGACAGAAGAAGGCGAGGGAUGAGAAGCGUCGAGAGAAACGCAUUGAAAUGGAGGAAAAUAAGAAGCAGGGGAAAUACCCCGAAGUGCAUAUUGGACUCGAAAACCCACAUCAUUUCCCAGCGUUUGGUUCUCCUCCAGGCGACAGCUGCCUCCAGGUGCAACAUGACUACACCGUUACUCCUCCAUCUCCUCUCAGCUGCAGCCCUCCUGGUGAUGGGGUAGUAUUUCCUGGCCUGACUAGUGAAAACUCAUCUUUACCAGUUGUGGGAAGUGUGGAAGAUGACAGCCACUGCAUGUCCUUUGCACAGAUGCUUAAAGAUGGAAAGGCCAGAGUUGAUUCUGGACAUAGGAUCACUCCAAAAAAAGAUGCGCUGUUGGCUCCACCUGCGGCUGACAGCGAUGGAGAGAGCGACAACUCGGACCGUGUCCCGGUGCCCAGUUUCCAAAACUCUUUCAGCCAGGCUUUUGAGAAAGCACUUAUGGAGCUGGACAGUGGCCCAGCUUCUCACCCCCAAACUGCAGGUGGACAAGAUGAUAAAGGAGCCAAGAAGAAAAAGAAAAAACAGAAGCUUCUUUUCAGUACCUCUAUGUGUUUUGCGCGCCCUGUCUGGGAGUUUGGAGAGGAGUAUAGAUGCCUUUCCCGUUUGGUUUGUCCACUCUAUUGCUAUGACAUUGUUGCUUCUAUACUGCGGGAAUCAGAGCUCCUCCUCGGACGGAUAACAGCCUCGGUGGAGUUUACAUAUGGCUGCUGA
Messenger RNA from Knipowitschia caucasica, 2541 nucleotides. NCBI's taxonomy places the organism in Eukaryota, Metazoa, Chordata, Actinopteri, Gobiiformes, Gobiidae. The record is from the annotation of a GenBank genome assembly.